Messenger RNA from Metarhizium brunneum ARSEF 3297, 1581 nucleotides. RefSeq lists its product as uncharacterized. The record is from RefSeq and is a predicted model, not a curated record. NCBI's taxonomy places the organism in Eukaryota, Fungi, Ascomycota, Sordariomycetes, Hypocreales, Clavicipitaceae.
AUGUUGCUUUCCAAAGGCAUGCCGGUGCUCCAGGUGAGACUGAGCUACCUUCUAUUGACUGCAGUAACUGUUGGUUUCCUAUUUCAUGCCACGACACUUCAUCAACAAGGGCAGACCUUUACGGUUGAUCUGCCGGACUCGACCCCAGUUGGGGAUCUUUUGCCAGAGGAAGAAUACUUCGAGAGGCUCAUUGACCGCUAUGUACUUACCAACUUGACGAAAUGGCAAGCUUGGAGAGUGCAAACCUCUGACAAGCCCUUGACCAUUGGUUCAAUUACCGAUGUACACACAGACUUUCAGUCAAACCGGGAUGCUCCGAAAGUCAUCGAUGUCAGCAACCCUAGCCCUACCGAUUUGCACGCGUCAAAGGGGUUGGAGCUUGCAACUUAUACCGACGAGGCACAUGAUAGACUAUACGCAUCACCGCUCAUGUUCGGCGUAUCCACUACGUAUAAACGAAUCACUGAAAAAGAUUGGGCUAUCCUACGAGCAUGGAAACGUUGGUUGACCAAAGGCGACGGAACCAGCAACGGCGCCACUCUAGUUCUCAUGCUUGACAAUGCCACCGAGGAACAACUUGAUGAGAUUGACAAGGAGCUUGAAGAAACGGGUAUUGAUGUAUACACAACUUCCACCUCUGAGGCCACAUCUAAAAGCCGGAGAUAUUACGAAUUGAUUCGGGUCAUGAAAUCAUAUGGUGCCACCAUCGCCGCAAGUGGCCAAGAGAAGCAUUGGUUCGCAGUCAUAGAGGACACUGUCUUUUUCCCGAGCCUAUCCUACCUCAAAGAACGACUUUCAACUUUCGAUUUCAGCAAGCAGUUGUAUCUCGGUAUCCCUAGUGAAAAGAUGCUCUGGCAUCAAGACGGCGGAUCUGCCACAACAUACGGUGGAGGGGCGAUAUUCUUGACCAAGGACGCCGUAUCUUUGAUUCCCAAGCUACCUUGCUUGAGAAUCGACGCAGCCGCUAAGCCCUCCUUUCAUGGACAGAGAUGGGAUGCGAUGUUGAGGCGGUGUCUUGAGAAGCAGGCAGGCGUUGACAUGCAUGUCAUUCCAGCACUCCACCCACCGCAUGAUAGUCAUGAAGCCCGUGUCGAGAGCCACGAAACUGGCACACGACCGCUGUUGCUACACGACUAUGCAUACCCACACCACCUCGAUGUGGGCAUGGCACACUUGGUGACUGACGCGUGUGGUGAGGCAUGCUUCAUGCACCAAUAUUUAUUCCACGACAACUGGGUCAUCACCAACGGCGUGUCGAUAAGCCACCACCCUGAUGGACUCGGUCACCGCCACCGCCACAAGGCCUUGGUGAAAGAAAUGUUUAAAGAUACCCGGAAGACUGCUAUUUCCGAUCAAAUAGUCAUUGACGAAGACGAGGUUGAGAGAAGGUCAUUGAACUUGACAGGGCAGCGGAGAGACAUAUGGGGGCUAUUGGAUUCAGUAAAGGCUUCCGACGGAACAGUAUGGCAAGCUUAUAUGAAGAGGGGAGUGAGGUCCACGAAGGCGGACAAGGAAGAGUCGGACGGACUCAGGGAACUUGAUUCCGUUAUUGUCUUGAUUUGGGAAAAGAAACAGCGUUAG